UUCAUUUCACAAACCCUAAUUCCCUAAUUCAAUUCCAUUCCCCCAAAUCAAUCUUCUUCUUCUUCUUCGAUCGAGCUUCUGCCAAUACAACAAUGGCGUCAUCCAUGGAGGAUGGCCGCCCCGAACCGAACCCCUCCUUCGCCAUCAGGUUCCCUCGCAGCGUCUCCACCAAGGAGUCGCCGCUCACCGACGCCGUCGUCCUUCCGCCGCGCCUCAGCGUCACCGGCGCCCCCUCCUUCUCCCUCCAAAACGACUCCUCACACCCACCCACCCCCCGCCUCUGCUUCACCCCCGACACCUCCAAGCUCGACUCCUCCGCCUCCGCCUCCGCCGCCGCGUGCCGCUGCAUCUCCUCCGUGCUGAAAAAGGACGGCCAGAUCCUCUGCAUCGCCGCCGCCAACGGCUUCGUCUACACCGGAUCGCAGAGCAACACCGUGCGCGUCUGGAAGCUUCCGGAGUUCACAGAGUGCGGCCAGCUGAAGACAAAGGCCGCCAUUGCCGUCGCCCUCCAGGUCUCCAACGACAGAGUUUACGCCGCCUACGCCGACUGUAAAAUUAGGGUUUGGCGCCGCACGUGGGAAGGCGUCGUCAAGCACGUGCGCCUCGCCACCCUCCCCACCGCCGGAAGCUUCGUCCGAAGUUACAUCCCCGGCAAGGAUAAAACAAAACACUUAGCUCCGAUAUCGUCGCUAGCCAUCAACGUAUCGGACAACAUACUAUACUCGUCAUCCCUCGACAAGACCGUCAAGGUAUGGCGAAUUUCCGACUCUAAAUGCAUCGAGACAAUCCAAGCCCACCCGGAGCCGAUCAAUUCAAUCGCCGUCGGCGACGACGGGGUGCUCUACACAGCCUCCGACGACGCCACGGUCCGGGUGUGGCGGCGGACCUUCAGCGGCGGCGCGUGGCCGCACUCCCUAACCGUCACGCUGCCAACAAAACACUCCCCGGUCAAAACCCUAUCUUUGACCCCUGACGGCGCCGUCCUAUACGGCGGCUGCACCGACGGGUACGUUCACUACUGGCUCAAGGGGUGGUUCUCCGGCCAGCUGCAGUACGGCGGCGCGCUGGCGGGGCACACGCACGCGGUCAUGUGCACGGCGAGCGUGUCGAGCUACUUGGUUAGCGGGUCGGCGGAUUGCACGUGCCGGGUUUGGGUUAGGGAGGCGGGUGGGGCCCACACGUGCGUUGCGGUUCUUCAGGGGCACCGGGGCCCGGUGCGGUGCGUGGCGGCGUUUCGAGGCCGGGCGUCGUUGGAGGAUAGUUCCGAGGACGGGUGCACAGUGUGCACAGGGGGCCUCGAUGGGGUGAUCAAGGUGUGGCGGGUGAGGAGCGGCGGCGCCGGAGAUGUCUGCGAGCCAGUACAGAAUGCUCGAGAAUAUUUCGAGCUAACGUGAACAUGAAUGUGGUGAUGAAUGAGUGUAGUCGAUAGAGAGUAUAUGAAUUAUGUUUAUAAUAGUAGUAUUUUUCGCGAUUAUAUAUUUAUUUUUUAUAAUUUUUUUUUAAUCAAUCUAAUAAAUAAUAUUGUUGGAGUUGUGCCGAAAUUUUUUUCAUGGAAAAAUGUUUAGAAGCUGUCGGUAGCCUUAGUUAUGGGUAUGACUAAGUGGAUUUUCUUGAUCCGAAACUAAUCUUGUGGCAUAAUACUAUAUCU
Messenger RNA from Andrographis paniculata, 1648 nucleotides. Its product is annotated as protein JINGUBANG-like. The record is from RefSeq and is a predicted model, not a curated record. The transcript is spliced from 2 exons. NCBI's taxonomy places the organism in Eukaryota, Viridiplantae, Streptophyta, Magnoliopsida, Lamiales, Acanthaceae. Gene Ontology annotation, molecular function: protein binding. Bases 93 to 1394 code for a protein of 433 amino acids.